CCCCCCCCCCCAGGGAUGCAGCAGGCGGUUGCCAUGGCAACGCAUCACAGGUGAGAUCCCACGAUCCCGGCUGGAAUUCCAUGAUGGCGUCUCCGGCCGUCAGCCCUGAUUCCUCAUCCCACUCGGCUCCCGCUUGUUCCCCCACUUCCGACUCGGAAAACCUGAGUCCCGAUGAGCUGGAGCUGCUGGCGAAGCUGGAGGAGCAGAACCGCCUCCUGGAAGCCGACUCCAAAUCCCUGCGCUCCAUGAACGGCUCCCGACGGAACAGCGGCUCCUCAUUGGUCUCCAGCUCCUCGGCCUCCUCCAACCUCAGCCACCUGGAAGAGGACACCUGGAUCCUAUGGGGCCGCAUCGUCAACGAAUGGGACGAGUGGCGCCGCAAGAAGGAGAAGCUGCUGAAGGAGCUCAUCCGGAAGGGGAUUCCCCAUCACUUCCGCGCCAUCGUCUGGCAGCUGCUGUGCGGAGCCUCCGAGAUGCCCGUCAAGAAGCAGUACUCGGAGCUGCUCAAGAUGUCCUCGCCCUGCGAGAAGCUGAUCCGUAGGGAUAUCGCGCGCACCUACCCGGAGCACGACUUCUUCAAGGGCCAGGACAGCCUGGGCCAGGAGGUGCUCUUCAAUGUCAUGAAGGCCUAUUCCCUGGUGGACCGCGAGGUCGGCUACUGCCAGGGCAGCGCCUUCAUCGUGGGACUGCUGCUCAUGCAGAUGCCCGAGGAAGAGGCUUUCUGUGUGUUCGUGCGGCUGAUGCAGGAAUACCGACUGCGGGAGCUCUUCAAGCCCAGCAUGGCCGAGCUGGGGCUCUGCAUCUUCCAGUUCGAGGCCCUGCUGCAGGAGCAGCUGCCGGAGCUGAACACCCACUUCCGCUCCCAGAGCUUCCUCACUUCCAUGUAUGCUUCCUCCUGGUUCCUCACCCUCUUCCUCACCACCUUCCCAUUGCCGGUGGCCACGCGCGUCUUCGACAUCUUCAUGGACGAGGGGCUGGAGAUCGUUUUCCGUGUGGGAAUGGCGCUGCUGCAGUUCAACCAGGCUGAGCUGGUCCAGUUGGAUAUGGAGGGAAUGUCCCAGUACUUCCAGAAGGUGAUCCCGCACCAGUUCGACAGUUGUCCGGAUAAGCUCAUCCUUCGGGCAUUCCAGGUCAAAUACAAUGCCAAGAAGAUGAAGAGGCUGGAGAAGGAAUACGCCAGCAUCAAGAACAAGGAGAUGGAGGAGCAGAUCGAGAUCAAGCGCCUGCGCACGGAGAACCGGCUCCUGAAGCAGCGAAUCGAGACCCUGGAGAAGGAGAGCGCGGCUCUCGCCGACCGCCUCAUCCAGGGUCAGGUGACGCGGGCGCAGGAGGCAGAGGAGAACUACAUCAUCAAGCGGGAGCUGGCGGUGGUUCGGCAGCGCUGCAGCAGCGCCACCGAGAGCCUCCAGCGCGCCCAGAGCACCAUCCGCCAGCUGCAGCACCAGCAGGGGAACCCGCGGCUCAGUGAGGCCUUCGUGACGCAGCUCGAGGCAGAGCUGGAGCAGUCGCGGCUCCGCGAGAGCCAAACCCGAGGAGCCCUCAAGGAGAUGCAGGAUCGGGUCCUCCACAUGGAGCAGCAGAGCAGUUCCGUGCGGCUGCAGGAGGAGCUCCAGGACCAGUUCCAAGAGGAGCACCUGGAGCUGGAGCAGGAAGAGCAGGAGCUCCAGGAGCAGCUCCAGGAUCAGCUCCAGGAUGAGCUCCAGGAUCAGCUCCAGGAUCAGCUCCAGGAUCAGCUCCAGGAUCAGCUCCAGGAGCAGCUCCAGGAUCAGCUCCAGGAUCAGCUCCAGGAUCAGCUCCAGGAUCAGCUCCAGGAGCUGCAUGAGCUGCAUGAGGCUGAGGCCCUCGGGUCCCUAUCGGAGCUGCAGCAGCCGGUGAAGGAGCUCAGGGACAACGGCACAGGGGAGGUGCAGGUGGAGCUGCAGGAGCUGCGGCAACGGGUGCUGCACCUCGAGAGCCAGGGUGCUCUGCAGCCACUGGAGGUUCAGCACCGGCACCAGGAGUUUCAGAGCCAGGAGCUGCACGAGGGGAGCAACGCGGCAGCAAUGGAGGAGCUGCGGCAACGAGUGACAGAGCUGGAACUGCAGCAGGAGCAGCGGCUGCUCCAGGGGCAGCUCAAGAGCUCGGAAGCAGCUCAGAGCAUCCGGCACCUGCGGGAGCACAUCCGGGAGCUGCAGGCAGAGAUCCGGAUGCUUCGGGGGUCGCUGCCAUUCGGUGCCGUGGGGCUGGGCCCCCCCCUGCGCCCCCCCCUGGACUCCUCGGGCUCUUCCGACGAGGAGCCCCCACCCCCCCCACUGCGGGACCUGAGGCACUUGGGGGGCAGCAGCGACAGCGACCACGAGGGGGCGCCCCCUGCACCCUGAGCCCCAUAGAGGGGGGGGCUCCAGCCCCAUAGAGCCUGGGGGCAGCAAGGGGCACCCAUGGGUCCUGUGGCACCCAAGGACACCCAUGGAGCCCAUAGGACACUGAGGAGCACCCAUGGGUGCUGGGGCACCCAAGGACACCCAUGGAGCCCAUAGGACACUGAGGAGCCCCCAUGGGUGCUGGGGCACCCAAGGACACCCAUGGAGCCCAUAGGACACUGAGGAGCACCCAUGGGUGCUGGGGCACCCAAGGACACCCAUGGAGCCCAUAGGACACUGAGGAGCACCCAUGGGUCCUGUGGCACCCAAGGACACCCAUGGAGCCCAUAGGACACUGAGGAGCACCCAUGGGUCCUGUGGCACCCAAGGACACCCAUGGAGCCCAUAGGACACUGAGGAGCACCCAUGGGUCCUGUGGCACCCAAGGACACCCAUGGAGCCCAUAGGACACUGAGGAGCACCCAUGGGUGCUGGGGCACCCAAGGACACCCAUGGAGCCCAUAGGACACUGAGGAGCACCCAUGGGUGCUGGGGCACCCAAGGACACCCAUGGAGCCCAUAGGACACUGAGGAGCACCCAUGGACCCUAUAGGACCCAAGGGACACCAAGGAGCACCCAUGGACCAUGGCACCCAGAGGACACCGGGGGGCACCCAUGGGCCCCAUAGCACCCAAUGGCACCCAAGGGGCUCCUGCCCUGAGGGAUGCUGGGAUGUGAUGGGAUAUGGGGACGGGGAUGGACCCAACCCCCCCCCCCCCGCCGGGAUUGGUUCCUUCCUGUACAGAGAAAUAGAGACAAUGCUGGAAAACA
Molecule: messenger RNA, 3171 nt
Organism: Melopsittacus undulatus (budgerigar)
Lineage: Eukaryota; Metazoa; Chordata; Aves; Psittaciformes; Psittaculidae
Product: EVI5-like protein
Exons: 20
Coding region: 81-2360 (759 amino acids)
Source: RefSeq, a predicted model, not a curated record